This is a messenger RNA of Ceutorhynchus assimilis (cabbage seed weevil), 1470 nucleotides long. NCBI's taxonomy places the organism in Eukaryota, Metazoa, Arthropoda, Insecta, Coleoptera, Curculionidae. The record is from the annotation of a GenBank genome assembly.
AUGAAGUCAAUUAUAACUAAAAUAAAACCGUACUCAGAUAUCCCAGGCCCGAAACCCUUACCCAUUUUAGGCAAUACGUGGAGACUCCUACCCCUAAUAGGCCAAUACGAUGUUUCAGAUGUAGCCAAACUAUCCAGCUUGUUUUACCAACAAUACGGAAAAAUCGUAAAACUAUCAGGCCUAAUUGGUAGACCAGAUUUGUUGUUUUUGUAUGAUGCAAACGAAAUUGAAAAAGUUUACAGGCAAGAAGGCCCUACACCCUUUAGACCUUCAAUGCCUUGUUUGGUCAAAUACAAAAGUGAAGUACGCAAGGAUUUUUUCGGAAAAGAAGGAGGUGUAGUUGGAGUACACGGAGAACCGUGGAAAAGUUUCAGAACCAAAGUGCAAAAACCCAUUUUGCAAUUGCAUACUGUGCGGAAAUAUGUUGAACCAAUUGAGAUGGUUACUAAUGAUUUUAUUCAAAGGAUGACCCAAAUGAAAGACUCUAACAACGAAAUGCCUAAAGAUUUCGAUAACGAAAUCCACAAGUGGGCCUUGGAAUGUAUAGGCCUGGUAUCUUUGGAUGUAAGAUUAGGCUGCCUGGAUCCUAAUUUGUCCCCAAACUCUGAAGCAUUGAAAAUAAUCCAGGCUGCAAAAUAUGCCUUGAGAAACAUUGCAAUAUUAGAAUUGAGGUUUCCUUUUUGGAGAUUUUUCCCCACGACAUUGUGGACUAAAUACGUGAAAAAUAUGGACUAUUUUGUUGAAAUUUGUAUGAAACAUAUAGAUGCGGCAAUGGAAAGACUAAAAACCAAAACAGUGAAAAACGAAAAUGAUUUAUCAUUAAUAGAGCGCAUUUUAGCUAAGGAACCAGAUCCAAAAACUGCUUAUAUUUUAGCUUUGGAUUUGAUUCUUGUAGGAAUUGAUACUAUAUCUAUGGCAGUUUGUUCAAUUUUGUACCAACUAGCAACCAGGCCAGAACAACAAGAAAAACUAUACCAAGAGCUUAAACAAGUCCUACCAAACAAUGAACCACUAACACCCGAAAAACUAAACCAAAUGCUUUAUUUAAAAGCCUUUGUAAAAGAGGUUUUUAGAAUGUAUUCAACAGUAAUUGGAAAUGGAAGAACCUUACAAGAAGAUUCAGUUUUGUUAGGCUACAAAGUCCCUAAAGGUGUUCAAGUAGUUUUUCCCACUUUAAUAACAGGAAGUAUGAGCGAAUAUGUCACAAAACCUCAAGAAUUCAAACCAGAAAGAUGGCUAAAAUCGAAUAUUGAAGAAAAAAUCCAUCCAUUUGCCUCUUUGCCUUAUGGUUAUGGAGCUAGGAUGUGUUUAGGAAGAAGGUUUGCUGAUUUAGAGAUACAAGUUUUAUUAGCAAAAUUAAUUAGAUCCUAUAAAUUGGAAUAUUUGCACAAGCCUUUGGAUUAUAAAGUGACGUUUAUGUACGCCCCUGAUGGAGAAUUGAAAUUUAAGAUAUCUAAAAGAAAUGAAUAA